CUGAAGCUAAGACUCAUCGACUUCGGAGCCCAACCACGGUGAAGCCGACUCUCAAUCUUACAAGCUGCGAACAUUGCGGCAUACCGCCGAUUAAUUCCAGCCCGAGAUUUUCUUCUCUUUCUGACUUUACGAUGCUGUCAACUCCUUCGGUGGGCGUGCUUGGUGGGGGGCAACUGGGACGGAUGAUGAUGGAAGCUGCAAACCGAUUGAACAUCCAACUCAACGUGCUCGAUGCGCCCAAUUCCCCGGCGAAACAGAUCAGCGCCCACGAUGGUCAUGCCAAUGGAUCAUUCACUGACCCCCCGUCGAUGCGGAGGCUUGCGGAAACCUGCGACAUCCUGACGACAGAGAUUGAGCACGUUGAUACCUACGCCCUCGAGGAGGUCUGCUCGAAGGUCAAGGUUGAGCCGACCUGGCGGACAAUUCGUACGAUUCAGGACAAGUUCAAUCAGAAGGAGCAUUUGUCGAAAUUCGACAUCCCAAUGGCCGACUACCGUGAGCUGAGCAACAACACCGCUGAAGAGCUGGCCGCGAUCGGAGAGGAACUUGGCUUCCCCAUGAUGCUCAAGUCGAAAACGCAAGCAUACGACGGAAGAGGAAACUACUCGGUCAAGACCAAAGCAGACAUCCCCGCAGCCCUCAAAGCUCUCGAGAACCGCCCACUAUACGCCGAGAAAUGGGCAAACUUCACAAUGGAAGUAGCCGUCAUCGUCGUCAAGACCAAAGACGGCGUCCUCUCCUACCCAACCGUCGAAACCGUCCAAGAAGAUUCCAUCUGCAAGCUCGUCUACGCCCCCGCCCGCAACAUCUCCGACGAAAUCAACCAGCAAGCCCAAGCCCUGGCCCGAAAAACCGUCGCCGCCUUCGACGGCCUCGGCGUCUUCGGCGUCGAAAUGUUCCUCCUCCCCGAUAAUUCGCUCCUCCUCUGCGAGCUAGCGUGCCGCAUCCACAACUCAGGCCACUACACCAUCGAAGCCUGUUCGAUCUCGCAAUUCGAGGCCCACCUCCGCGCCAUCCUUGACCUGCCCAUCCCCGCACAGAGCCUCGAGAUCCGCGAGCCGGCAAUCAUGCUGAAUAUCCUUGGUGGCGCAACACCAGAGGCCCAUCUCCAGGUCGCUGAGCGUGCCCUCUCAAUCCCGAACGCGAGCGUUCACCUCUACGGCAAGGGCGCAGGGCGUCCAGGCCGAAAGAUGGGUCAUGUCACCGUGACAGCCCGCACGAUGGAGGAGGCGGAGCGCACCAUCGCGCCACUACUUGAGUUCGUCGGCGGUGCCAACCCAGAAUCCAACAUCCUCUACACGCAGACCCUUCCGCGUCUCAACGUCCGCCCUACAGUGGGCGUAAUAAUGGGCUCCGACAGCGACCUCAAGACGCUGAUUCCCGGUCUCAGGUUGCUGCGCGACUACUUCGGUAUCAACCCAGAGGUAGAGAUCACCUCCGCUCACAGGACACCGGAGUACAUGGCUACAUACAGCUCGACCGCUGCGAGCCGGGGGAUUAAGGUUAUCAUUGCCGCGGCGGGAGGUGCAGCGCAUUUACCUGGAAUGGCAGCGGCAUAUACGGCAUUGCCUGUUAUUGGCGUGCCGGUGAAGGGCAGCGCGUUGGAUGGGGUGGAUAGUUUGUAUAGCAUUGUGCAGAUGCCACGAGGCGUCCCUGUUGCGACUGUGGGGAUUAAUAAUAGUAUUAAUGCGGCGUUGUUGGCGGCGAGGAUUUUGGGGGCGUUUGAUGCGGGUGUACAGGCUAAGGUGGAGGCGUAUGCGAAGACGGCGAAGGAGGAGAAUCUCGACCUUAAGGGCGUGAAGAUGAAGGAGCUGGGGUGGGAUGCAUAUCAUCAGCAGAUGUAGAAGAAAUGACUGCGCAGAUAGAUGGGAAUAAUACUUCCAAUUGGUUCAUUGUUAUGUUUUAUAACCUUCCACUACACGGCACAACAGCAUGAGUUUAGUGGUAUGGGGUGAUGACGCUCAAUGUUGGAGGAAUAUAACAUCAUUAGAAUACAAUCCCAUAAUUCACGAUAAUAUAUUUAUACCCAC
This is a messenger RNA of Pseudogymnoascus verrucosus, 2030 nucleotides long. RefSeq names its product phosphoribosylaminoimidazole carboxylase ade2 (gene ADE2). The coding region runs from base 132 to 1844 and encodes 570 amino acids. NCBI's taxonomy places the organism in Eukaryota, Fungi, Ascomycota, Leotiomycetes, Thelebolales, Thelebolaceae. Gene Ontology annotation, molecular function: ATP binding; metal ion binding; phosphoribosylaminoimidazole carboxylase activity. The record is from RefSeq and is a predicted model, not a curated record. The transcript is spliced from 3 exons. Gene Ontology annotation, biological process: 'de novo' IMP biosynthetic process.